Molecule: messenger RNA, 1632 nt
Organism: Epithele typhae
Lineage: Eukaryota; Fungi; Basidiomycota; Agaricomycetes; Polyporales; Epitheliaceae
Exons: 6
Coding region: 1-1632 (543 amino acids)
Source: RefSeq, a predicted model, not a curated record
AUGAGUGCUCUCGCCAACGUUCCUCAGGAGGUGCUCGAGCACAUCGCCUACUUCGCCGCCACCGAUACAUUUCUCGGCCCCCCUGAUGGUCUCAUCCCUCUGCUCUCCGUUGACCGCCGUACACAUGGAGCGCUCUCCAUCUCGUCCAACCCCUACCUCUGGUCUCGCAUCUUCGCAUCGAAGUUCGAUCUCACUCCUCCCACCCGUCGCCUCCGUUCCCUUGGCCGCACACUAUCCACGCUCGAUAUCUGCGAAGAGCUCAAGCUACGCUGCUCGCUCCUCAAGGUCAUCCGCCGCCGAACCGAUGCCCGCGCGACGUCCUACGCGCUCAGCCCGACGCACCGCGACGGCCUCCGCUCCGUGCUUUGGACGGCGUACCUGAUGAUGCUCGAGAACGAAGGCCGGAACGAGCGCCAGCUCCGGGAGUACGCCGGCUUCGACGUCUGGCUCAAGGAGUUCCUCUUCCACGCCUCGGGCGCGAGCCUCGCCGUCUGGUCCGUCAAGGCGGACCUUUGGCCCCCGAACAAUGAGCGCGCGGCGCUCGCGCUGUGGCUUUUUUGGUACAUGCUCAAGCCAGAGGAGUACACGAGGAGUGACUCGUCCACCUUUCUUGAAGCAACCAACAUACUCAAGCUCUAUGCUCUCGGUGCUCACCAGUAUGCGCUCUCCACUCCCCCAUGGAAUGAAUUUACGCCCCCAUGUCGGACUCGCGGCGCGUCCGCGAUCAAGCAUUUCGGCGUGUCGCUCAAGAUGUCGCCGCCGGCACCCGCCUCGCCUGCGAUACUCGCUUACCUCACCCUCGCCCACAAACUAUCCGCCACCUACGACACCAUGCGAUACCACAAGCCGCCAUCAACGACGCCUCCCGGGCUCGCCGCCGCGCCGUCGAGCGUGGAGUGGGACGCGGAGUGGGCCCGCGGUCUGCACAUCGCGGACACCUCCAAGCCGCUCGGCGCCCUCUUCUCGGGUGCAUUCAUCCCGGGGAGCCUCGAAGGCGUUUGGGAGGGCAUGUUUACGUACACUGAGUUUACAGCCUACUCCGCGCUGCUCUCCGGCGCGGCGCCGACUGUCCUGCAGCGCAGCGCGAUCGCACACCACCCGCACCUGUGGCGGCUGCGCGAGCACCACCUCUAUGCGCCCGCGCCGGACGAUGGUGUGGACGACGACGGUGGCGGCGCGACGGUGGUCUCACCUGGCCCGGAGGUGUGGCCGGUCGCGCCCGGGAACCCGCUGCGUGCGCACAUUCCGCACGAGUGCCAGAUGGCGGAGACGUCGGACGGCCUGCUUAUCAGGGAGCAGGGGCUCGCGGAGUCGGUGUUGUACCACAGCUGGGCAAGCGUGCAGAAGGCGAAGGAGCAGGACAGGCCCCGCGGGCGACUCGUCGACAUCUUCGUCACGGGCGAGGGCCACUCGGCCUGGGGCCAGUUCAACCUCGUCGGGCGCAUCCGACCGUGCGACGGCUUCAUCAGCCUCUCCAAGGAAUACGUCGACGGCGACCGCGGUCAAUGGCUUUACCGCGGCUACAUGGUCGGGAACGCUGAGGGCAGCCUCUCGGGACGCUGGCGCGAUACGCUCAGCCCGCCCGAAAUGCCGGGCUACGAGGGCUGCUUUGUGAUGAGCCGCCGCAAGUGA